This is a messenger RNA of Clonostachys rhizophaga, 708 nucleotides long. The record is from the annotation of a GenBank genome assembly. Lineage: Eukaryota; Fungi; Ascomycota; Sordariomycetes; Hypocreales; Bionectriaceae.
UCUCCAACCAUGACGGGGCUCCAGCCCAACAUAUUUGUUGGCAUCGCCAUCCCCUGGGGACUGGCCACUCUCGCCUUGAUCUGUCGUGUCAUCGCCAGACGCAUGAAGAAGGUGGUCUGGGGCUAUGAGGAUUAUUUCUGUUUCGUUGCUUUUGUGUUCACCAGCUUUUUCAAUAGCCUUUGUGUCUACUGGACGACCAACUGGUCACUCGGCGUAAUGAUACCCGAUUCCGUCGACCCAGUUACUAGGCAGCAUAUCCUUGAAAUGUCUCGGAAAAUCGCCUUCUUCUGUUCCAUCAGCUAUGCUUUCGCCAUUGGGUUCUGCAAGCUCGCCAUUCUAUCACUCUACUGGCGGCUGUUCAAAAUAACCUCCAUCCGGAUACCCAUCAUAAUAUUAUAUGUGCUUUCCAUCAUAUGGAUAAUUAUACGAUUGCCCGUGGUAUUAUUUCGCUGCUCGCCCGUGCAAGCCUACUGGGACAAGACGAUCCCCGGUGGUCAUUGCAAAAUCACAGAUGGUGUUUUCUUCUUUGCGACUAUGCUUCCCCAUAUUAUCAUGGAUAUAAUUAUCCUCAUCUUGCCACUCAUUGAAAUCUUAAAGCUUCACCUGCGACCGGCUCAGAAGAUUGCCACGGCUACUCUCUUCCUCUUCGGCAUCACGCAAGUCAAAAUCUUGACCUACACCGAUCCUGGAUUCUAUGCUAAUAGCUAG